Molecule: messenger RNA, 1113 nt
Organism: Anthostomella pinea
Lineage: Eukaryota; Fungi; Ascomycota; Sordariomycetes; Xylariales; Xylariaceae
Source: the annotation of a GenBank genome assembly
AUGGACAAGCUGUACGAUCUGUCUGGGACAGUCAUUGCUGUCUGCGUCAUCUUCAUUGCUGUCUGCACAACUCUUACAUUCUUACGCCUCUGGGUGCGAUGGCAGAAAGGCAGCGUAGGGGCUGACGACUACCUCUUCCUCUGCGGCUUGAUGUUAUGGCUCACCUCGACGUCAUUUCUCUUUCCCGCGUGCUGGAACGGCCUGGGCGCCCACCAACACCACUACACGGACGAACAAGCCACACAAGCGAUGAAGUACUUCUUCCUCUUCCAGGACUUCUACACCUGGUCCAACAUCCCCAUCAAGAUGUCGCUGUGCCUGACGCUGCGCCGGCUGGCCAGCACCAGCCCCUGGAUCACGUGGACGCUGUACGGCAUCAUGUUCGUCACCUUCGGCGCCUCGGUAGGCACCAACAUUUACCUGCUGACCGACUGCACGCCGCUGGCCGCGACGUGGGACACGACGAUACCGGGUGCUCACUGCCGGCCCCCGGCCAACAUCACCACGCUCGGCUACGCGUACUCGGCUAUCAACAUCGCCGUCGACUGGGUCAUCGCGCUGCUGCCCGUCUUCUUCCUUUGGCGCCUCCAGAUGGCCUGGCGGCAGAAGCUCACGGUCAUGAUCGUGCUGGCGCUGGGUAUCUUCGCCAGCUGUGCUACGGUUGUUCGUCUGUUUACGCUGGAGGCCUUUUCGAAUAAGGAGGAUUACCUCUUCGGCAUCGCCCACAUAGUAUUCUGGACCGUGAUAGAAAUGGGCCUGGCCAUCAUCGCCGGCUCGCUCGCGACGCUGCGCCCGCUCUUCCGCAGCUGGUUCGGCGGCUCGACGCUCCGCCCCUCGCAGGGCGGCGACUUCGGCCCCCGCACCCGCUCCGGACCGGGAGCGUACAACAACAAAACCAACGGCAACGGCCUGGGCUACUACCACGACGCCAUCAGCCAGGACUCGCGCAUCGGCCUCAAGACCAUGAUCAACUAUGACGGGUCGCGGGAGCACGAGCCGACGCCGGAGCCGGAGGGCCGGGGCCGCAGCCCGCCGUUGGGGGCCAAGCGCUCGGGUAGCAUCAAGGUUACGAGGAGCUUGCGCGUUCGCGAGUCGAUUUUGAUCGCUGAUUAG